Scylla paramamosain (green mud crab) is the source of this 1020-nucleotide messenger RNA. RefSeq names its product chymotrypsin BII-like. Gene Ontology annotation, biological process: proteolysis. Bases 45 to 866 code for a protein of 273 amino acids. Gene Ontology annotation, molecular function: serine-type endopeptidase activity. The transcript is spliced from 7 exons. Lineage: Eukaryota; Metazoa; Arthropoda; Malacostraca; Decapoda; Portunidae. The record is from RefSeq and is a predicted model, not a curated record.
AGUAUAUAAGAUGAGGGCAAGACAGAAAGAGACAAGCCGUCAGGAUGAUGCAGAAGCUCGCUGUUUUGUUGGUCUGCCUCUCUGUUGCCAGUGGCAACCCCGCCGCCGGGAAGCCAUGGCACUGGAAGUCCCGCAUGCCGGUGCUGGAUGCUAACGGCUCCUUCAAGCCCUCCGGGCGUAUCGUGGGCGGCACAGAGGCGACGCCCCACUCGUGGCCCCACCAGGUGGCUCUCUUCAUUGACAGCAUGUACUUCUGCGGCGGCUCUCUCAUCUCCAACGAGUGGGUGCUGACUGCUGCUCACUGCACUGAUGGUGCGAGAAGUAUUGAGGUCGUGAUGGGUGCUCACAACAUCAGGCUUGAGGAAUCGUCACAGGUCUCCGUGCGCACAACUGACUACUUCGUGCACGAGGAAUGGAACCCCUCGACACUCAGCAACGACGUGUCCGUCAUCAGGCUGCCAAGCCCCGUCACGUUCAACGGAUACAUCAACAAAGUGGCGCUGCCCAGGAGCGACUUGAAUGUUGGCGACACAGUCACUCCCACCGGCUGGGGAAAGAACUCCGACCUUGCCGGAGGAAUCACUGACAAGCUGAGGCAAGUGAGCAACAAGAUCAUCACUGUUUCCGACUGUGAGGCCGUGUACGGUUCCAUCAUUGAUCACAGGAUUGUCUGUACCUCGACCACUGGCGGCAAGGGAACCUGCAACGGUGAUUCUGGUGGACCACUGAACAAGAACGGGAAAACCUACGGCAUCACCUCCUUCGUGGCUUCUGCAGGCUGUGAGUCAGGCCUGCCCGACGGCUUCACUCGUAUCGUGGAAUUCCUCGACUGGAUCGAAAAGAAGACUGGCGUUGUGCCUCAGUAACGCUCACCAACAGUCGAGUUUUCCACUUCAUUUUUUCUACUUAACUCUUCUACUUUUCACAAUAUUCUCCUGUCACACAAUUUGAUAUUCAUUCCUUUGUCAUUUCUAUCAAAAAAUGGCUUUACUACUUAAUAAAAGAGUAGAAUAGACUAAA